Messenger RNA from Colletotrichum chrysophilum, 1062 nucleotides. RefSeq lists its product as uncharacterized. Gene Ontology annotation, molecular function: zinc ion binding; DNA-binding transcription factor activity, RNA polymerase II-specific. The record is from RefSeq and is a predicted model, not a curated record. The transcript has 2 exons. Gene Ontology annotation, biological process: regulation of DNA-templated transcription. Lineage: Eukaryota; Fungi; Ascomycota; Sordariomycetes; Glomerellales; Glomerellaceae. Bases 1 to 1062 code for a protein of 353 amino acids.
AUGGUCACCAACCGCGUCAGAGUCGUCGAAGGCUCCUGCUGGCCCUGCAAGAAAAGACGCAUCAAGUGCGAUCUCACCAAGCCGACUUGCGUUCGAUGCGCCAAGAUUGGCGCUGAUUGCGAUUUCAGCGUCCGGAGACUGAAGUGGUGCACCCGUCCGACCAUCAAGGCCCCGGCCAUCUACCAGAUCACGACCCGAGAUGUGCAACUAGCUUCAUCAUUGGCCGCCGACGAGAGACGCGCACUCGACUACUUCCAUCACCGCCUAUGGCCAAUGUUCACAACCGCACCAGAGCCCUGUGCCGCGCCGAUUCUGCAGGCUCUCGAACAUCGAGUCGUGCUUCUGGCGACAUGUGUCAUUGCCGACGCCCACCGGGUGCUUCAAGACGGGCGUAAUAGCCGUAACCUACUCCGCAUGAAGCGGCUGGAAUGCCUGGCGGCUUUGAGAGGCGAGCUGGGCGACACGCAGAUAGCCAAGAUCGACAAGGAGUCGCUGAUGACACUGCUUCUGGCAGUACUACUGCUCUACUUCCACGACGGGUAUCUAGAGUGCGCACAAGCUUCCGCAUCGACCACGAGCCACCAUGGUGGUGUACGGGCAAUCGUCGACAGCUUGGGAGGCAUCAACACCGUCCUAGAAACCAGCCACGAGUCGAUACAUAUGCUCCUUUCGGAAUUUGCGUCUACGGACCUCACAUCAGUCAUGCUUAAGGGAGGCCAGCCUGCCUUCAAGGCAGAGAUCUGGGAAACGAUAGAUACCCGAGCUGUUUGGUGGGGGAGAGAUAUCCUCGGCAGGUCUUCAUUGGCAUCAGUCUUCCAGCAGAUAUCUCGCCUGGCAUGGUAUCUAGACGCUUUGAUCAAAGGAUCAGAACAACUGUCCAUGUCAACCGUGAGGGACUUCGAGACUGCCCUAUCGCCGGUGUAUGCCAGAAUCACCGACGCAGCAGAGAACGAUACCGAAACUGAGACGGUGGCCAACGACGCUUUCACACUUAUUCGGGUCUUUCAACACACGGCACUCAUCUACAUCAGCACGUUCUUCCGUGUUUGGAGUGCAUUCUAG